Aspergillus japonicus CBS 114.51 is the source of this 3349-nucleotide messenger RNA. RefSeq lists its product as uncharacterized. NCBI's taxonomy places the organism in Eukaryota, Fungi, Ascomycota, Eurotiomycetes, Eurotiales, Aspergillaceae. The annotation marks the transcript as partial. The record is from RefSeq and is a predicted model, not a curated record. The transcript has 4 exons. Gene Ontology annotation, molecular function: protein binding.
CAUGCGGCUGCUCUCCGUGGUGGAAAUGGCUGACCCCCUAUCCAUAACGUCAUUGAUCAUUGAUGUUGGCGACCUCAUCCAUCGCCUCCUAACAUAUGCAAAGAAAGUCCGUGAUGCGAGUUCCGACAUCCGCCGACUGACCGAGGAACUCUUCGGUCUCAAAGGAAUCCUGGAACACCUGAGCUCGCAGUUUGAGUCUUCUUCGCCGCCAGAAACGAGGAAACUGGCUUCAGUUGCCACUGACUCGCUGAACAGCACUCUGGAGAAGGCAAACGAGUCGGUUCAACUCCUCCUUUUGGACCUAGAGGAGCCGACAAGCAGGUUGAAUAGAUUGAAGCAAAAGCUGGAGUGGCCGUUCACCCAGGAACAAUUUGCUACACACCUCACGCGCCUAGAAAGGGUGAAGUCCUGGCUGAUCAUCGUCCUCUCGAGCGACAGCCUUGCCAUUCAGCGAGAUCUCCAUGGAAAGAUAACAAGCCUCGCAACGUCUCUAGAGGCAGAACUAAAGAUACGAGAUGAGGAGAAAGUCCAGGCAGCGCACAACGAUCUGCUUCGAUGGUUAGCCCCCGUCAGUCCGGUCAGUAUUCACCAGCAGAUCUCGAGGGAUCGAGUCGAUUGCACGGGGAAGUGGUUCGUCAAUCAUACAUUUGAGGACUGGAUUAUGAGCGAUGUCGUUGAUCGGAGCAUUCUUUGUCUCUUGGGAAAAUCUGGGAUCGGCAAGACAACGCUCUUUGCUCACGCCGUCGACGAGCUGGCCGCGUUUACUGCCAAGGGCCAUGGUCUGGUCUUCGCUUACUUCUACUGCAGAUUCAGCGACGUUGACUUUCAGAAUCCGGUGAACAUCCUAGGUUCGUUGGUGGCCCAGAUUUCUAAAUCGGUGCCCUCAAUCUUGGACACCAUUCGGCCAUUCUUUGAGGCUACAGAUUCACAUCCACACCGACAGCCGAUCGACAUCAGUGUAGUGGCAGAUGCCAUCACAAACUGUACACAGAAUGAUAGACGGAUCAUUCUCCUGAUUGAUGCGAUCAACGAAAGUGUAUCCUAUCAGGAGCUUAUACGCUCCUUGUUGAAGAUUUCGGAACUUACCCCAAACCUUCGAAUCUUCCUAACCGGCACCGAUGAUAUUGUAUCCGAACGUCAUGCCAGGAUUCUACAUAUGAGUUCCAGUAUAAUCAGUGAUGAUAUUGACACAUUCAUUCGCUUCAGAUUGCAGCACGACUCGACACUCAAGAGCUUGAGUACGCGACUACAGGAUCAGGUGUGGAAGGCUCUUAUGGAGGGUGCCGAUGGAUCAUUCCGCUGGACCCAGCUCUCAUUAGAAAACCUCGCCUCCCUGAGAACCGCGAAAUCUAUUCGGGAGGCAUUGAGGACACUGCCAAGGACUUUAGGGGAGGCCUACAUCCACAUGCUCGAGCGAAUCAGUCCCAGUGACAAGGAACUUGGCCGCAACACUCUGUUUUGGCUCAGUUUCUCGAAGCGAUUGCUCACCCUGUCGGAGCUGAGCGAAGCAGUCGUACUAGAGGAGGCAUGCACGAUACUUGAUGAAGACACUAAGCUGAUCUCACCUCGGAUUCUGCUGCAUAUCUGCCAGGGACUCAUCACCGAGGAUGAGUUCGGAAGAGUGAAUUUAGCCCAUGCCUCGGUCAAGGAGUUCCUGACCUCCGAGUGGAUCCGCACCUCGAGCGUGCGAUACUUCUGUUUGGACCCGGCAACAGCCGAUCAAACCAUGACACGCCUCUGCCUGACCUAUCUGUGUCUCGACAACUUCCGCUCCGGAUACGAAUCGUCCUUCGAUGAACUAGCCGCACGCGAGCAGGAGCACCCCUUCCUAUCGUACGCGGCCGCGUUCUGGGCGACCCACGGCGGAGCUUGCGAUUUCGACGAGGAUGGCGACCGUCAGCUCGUCAACAAAUUGUUCAACUCGCGCGAUCUGCCACGCCAAGGAAACUACGGUGUCUGGGUGCAGACGCUUAUUCCCGAGGCCGAGCUCGAGGUCAUCGAAACCACACAUCCGCUGUACUACGCCGCGUCGUUCGGUCUAGUCCCGGUCGUCAGAGCGAUCCUGGCCUCUGUGCCUGAUCUGCAGGUCGACGCGCCCGGUGGCCGCUAUGGAUCCACGCCCUUGUUUGUGGCCUGUUGGCGGGGACAUUAUGAGGCGGCUGAACUUCUUCUCCAAGCCGGCGCAGACCCGUAUCUUCCGGACAGCGGCGCAGGCGUGACAAUCUUCUCACUACCUCACUCGAAUCAGUUCGCCCGAUCGUUGGCGAUUGUGCUUGGUCGAAGGCAACCGGGCAAAGGGACCCAUCGGGCUGCCGCACCGCAUACAGAUAUCGUCCUGCAGCAUGCAGGGGUCCUACCUACGCGGGUCGGGAUUCCGAACCGCACAUUCCACGGCAUGAAUAGGAUUGAAGAGGGAGAAAAGGUCCCGGAAGGUGAUCACAGCAACGAGCCCACCGACUCUGCCGAGCAGCAGCAGCUUGCAAUCAAUGCCCUCGCCGUAGCACCAUCGACAAUAGACCCGACCGUCGAAGGGUUCGAACAGCAGAUCCGACAGCUGUUCCCCCGGCUAGGGCCUCCAGCUUUAAUCCAUCGGUUCGCGCGCGAGCAGCUCCGCCGCUACGACCGACUUGUCGCACUUCAGCGCGCGCAUUCAGACGCCGUGCGCAACCGCUCCUGUCCCUCCGGGCCGUAUUGCUCUGCUGUUGCCCCUACGGGAGGAGUCUCCUCCCGAGCAAGCGGCCCCAACCUUACCGCGCAGUUCGAGUGUCCCACCUGUUUCCAAGUCAAACAGUUCCAGAAGGCGUUGGACUGGCCGAAGCACGUCGCCGAGGAUCUUCAACCGUUCACAUGCACAUUCCCCGACUGCGCGGGCGCACGGUCGUUCAAACGCAAGGCGGACUGGGUGCGUCACGAGACCGAAAGGCACCGGCAGUUGGAGUGGUGGGUCUGCUCCUAUGACGAUUGCGGCUACAAGUGUUUUCGCCAGGACAAUCUCGUGCAGCAUCUCGUUCGGGAGCACAAGAUGGCCGAGCCGAGAGUCGAGAAAAUCAAGGCCACAACGGCCACGCAAAGGGCUCUUGAUGCACAAGGGCAUGUGAAUGUAGAGAAUCUGUGGGAAUUGGUCCGGCAGUGUCACCAUGAGAGCGACGCAACCCCGCAACAGGAGUCCUGUCGGUUCUGCGGAGAGAAAUUUGACAAGUGGAAAAGACUGGUGGUGCACGUGAGCAGACAUCUGGAGCAGUUGGCGCUACCGAUCCUGGGGUUGGCGAAGCAGUACGCUGGUGCUUUAGAGGGGUAGCUUCCUUUCACCGGAUAGACACUAGGCAUGGACGUAGCUACGAGUUAUCAG